AAUACCCGAACGACUUUUAUUUCUAUUUUUCUUUGACAUUUUUAUUUUCUCUCUCUCUAUUCCUUUGAUUCUCUUCUUUUAUAAUAUUUAUUGUUUCGGUGUUUCUCCUAUAAAAACCAAACGGGACCGUCCCUGUCCCUCCUUCUUUCUCCAGUCUGUAACACCUUCCUUCUUUCUAAACAUAACAUCCUCCUCUUCUUCUCCUUUCUGUUUCUGUUAAUAACCAUAACAUAUAUUUUACACUCACACUCAAAUUCCUCCUUUUACGAGGAAUAGCUGUACAGUAGUUUAGCUUCUAAGGUUCAGGUUUUUUUUUUUUUUAAUUUUAAAGGAAGAAAAAUGAAGCAGUGUGCGAUCCAAACAAGUGCCUUUUCGACCCGGGAAGAGAUACGGAGCUCUGUGUCGGGUACCAUGUCGGAACGAAGAGAUCCGGUUGUUUGCCCCAAGCCCAGACGUUUCGGCCUUUUUAACGCCUCCGUUAACGACCAUCCUGUUAGGUCUCUCAGAUGGCAUCUCAGCCACCAAACAGAGAUUUGUGAAUCAAAAGCAGGAAAUGAUCUUUUGGACAUCAUCCUUACAAAGGGUGGUUGUUAUGGUGUGGAACAACAAUCAUGUACACAAGUAGCCUCGUCGCCGCCCCCUUUUUUUUGCGGGUCGCCGCCAAGCAGAGUAGCUAACCCAUUAAUUCAAGAUGCUCGAUUUGGGGAAGAGGAACUCUCCCCAAUUUCGCCACUUAUGCCUAUGCCAAUUCAGCCUCCAUCAUCAUCGUCGUCGUCAUCUCCGACUUCCUCUGGUAGGAAAGGAGGGUGCGUGAGGGCAAAUUUUGGGAACAAACCAGCGGUUAGAGUUGAGGGGUUUGAUUGUCUCGAUAGGGAUCGCAGGAGCUGUAGUAUCCCUGCUUUGGCUUAGAGAGAAAGCCAAACCAAACCCCAUUUUAAGUUAAAUACAGAAGUACAUAGUUUUUUUUAUAAAGAAAAACUAAGACAAUCAUUUGGUAGUGUGAGGGGGAAUGAGAGUGAGUGAAAGUGAGGAAUUUUGAUAUUCUCAUGAGAGGGAUUAAAAGAAAAAGUUAAAAGUUGAGAGGCGAUCUUUUGCUAGUGUAAAUAUGUUUAAAGGAUUCUCUUUGUAUGUAAUGAUGUUGUCUUGUAAGUCGAAAUGAGUGAGUGGGUUGUUAACAAAAAUAAUGGAAGAGUUUAUUAGAAUCUUGUGAUUAGGAAAAUAUCAAGAGGAGAUGGGAUUUGGGGUUUCAGCUGAGAAAAUAGUCUCUGUUUCUCACUCCAUCAUCCUGUGUCAUUGUAAGUAAAUGAGAGUCUUGAUCAGAUUUUUUUUUCUUCUUUUUUUGUAUCCUCUUUGGGUCCUGGAAUUUCAAUGUGCGGCUUAUGAAGGGAAAUUUGUACAAAAAUCAAGUUGUCAUUAAUGAUGAGUCUUUGAAGCUGUAGUAAUUUACAAUGUAAUGUAAAUAAACCUUUUUUUCCUUAGAAAUGGAAUGAUUCUGUUUCCUUUGUUCA
Messenger RNA from Ricinus communis (castor bean), 1508 nucleotides. RefSeq lists its product as uncharacterized. The record is from RefSeq and is a predicted model, not a curated record. The transcript has 4 exons. NCBI's taxonomy places the organism in Eukaryota, Viridiplantae, Streptophyta, Magnoliopsida, Malpighiales, Euphorbiaceae. Bases 340 to 909 code for a protein of 189 amino acids.